Culicoides brevitarsis is the source of this 4363-nucleotide messenger RNA. RefSeq names its product protein mesh (gene mesh). NCBI's taxonomy places the organism in Eukaryota, Metazoa, Arthropoda, Insecta, Diptera, Ceratopogonidae. The coding region runs from base 218 to 4363 and encodes 1381 amino acids. The record is from RefSeq and is a predicted model, not a curated record. The transcript has 10 exons. Gene Ontology annotation, biological process: cell-matrix adhesion.
ACGCCCCGAAAUAGACUUAAAAAUCGUUGACGCGCAUCAAAAAAUAAUUUUUCUUAUCAAAAUUGGAUUUAUCUAUUAGUCAUUUUUUUUUUUUGUGGAAGGAAAAAAUCAUUUAAAGCAAAUUUUGGACUUUUUUCCCAUCAAAUGUGGUUUUAAACAGGAAAAAAUAAAAAUAUUUAAUAAAAAAAUCGAAUAAAAAACCAAAAAACUCGGAAAAAUGAGAUGGAAAAGCUUAUUUUUGAUCGUCGUGCUAUCCGCCAUUUUGAGUGUUAGAUCCGACGAAGGCGAUUUAGCUGACGAAUACGAUGACGAACUUGUCGAAAGUGUUGAAAAAAUCGAAAUUCCAAAGAAAAUUAGUGUUCCAACGACGCCUGUGGUCUCUGUAGCACCCAAUGUGACACUCACGAAGGCUCUUGAACGCAGCGGAAAAUAUUUGGAUUAUCCUUACAUGUCGCAUUACGACUUGAACGACCAAAAUUACGACUGGAGUGAUCCAAACAAUCGAUAUGCCCCGAGUGAGCCGGCAACGCAUCAAGGCGAUGGAUAUGUCAUCACAGCGAUGCGUUUAAAGGAGUUGCGUGAGCGUUUUUUGUAUCCGUUUCAUGAUCGCGGCGGCAGCGACAAUCACGGCGACUACCAAAAGGACAUUCAUCACUCGAAUCCGCAAGUUCACAAAAAUUUCAACUAUCAACUGCCCUUUUUUGGCUUCCGUUUCAACUAUACGCGUGUCUCGAUGAACGGAUUUUUGGAGUUUUCGGAUCCGCCGGAGCAUUAUACGUAUCCGUUGUCGUUCCCCGUCAAGGAUUGGCCAAAGAAAAAUGAUCCGUCGUUCAUUGGGAUUUUCCAUUCGAAAUGUCGCAUCGGGAAAAUUCAUCCGGAGGAUCAAGAUCAACGUACGCCGGGCGUUUAUUUCCGCAUGGAACGCGAUUUGGAAGGCAGAAAAGAUCGGUAUGGCGUUGAGAUGAGGGAGAGAGUCAUGUGGGAUAUUCGCGAAGGAGUUGUCGGGUCAGAUACGUUCGUGCCGAAACAUGUGGCGAUUAUUACGUGGAAAAAUAUGAGUUUUGCCGGAGGAAUUGAUAAUUCGUUGUAUAAUACAAAUUCCUUCCAAAUGGUUCUCGCAACUGACGAAGUUUACACCUACGCUAUCUUCAAUUACAUCCAAAUUCGUUGGUCUUCUCAUACCGAAGCUGGCGGCGACACAACUGGCGGAGAAGGAGGCGUUCCUGCAUUCAUUGGUUUCAACGCUGGCAACGGAACACAAGCCUACGAAUACGUCCCGUACUCCCAAUCUUCCGUUUUGCGCGAUUUAGUGGGACGCGGAUGGGCAAAUGGCUUCCCCGGGCGUCACAUUUUCCGCAUUGACGAGAAAAUCAUGCUGGGCACGUGCAACAAAGACAUCGACGCGGCGCAUCUUCCGCUCGUUUUUGCUCCCGAAUCGGGAAAUAUGUUGGGCGGAACUGUCGUAAACAUCACGGGACCCUGUUUUGACACGAACGAACGCGUUUCUUGUCGCUUUGAUACGGAAGAAGUCAUCGGGCAUGUUGUGGAUCGCAAUCGCGCGAUUUGUGUGCAGCCAUUUUUGAAGGCGCAAGGUUACGUGAGAUUCGAAAUUUCCAUUGGGACGGAGCGUUACAAGUGGCGCGGAAAGUUUUUCGUUGAAACGCCGGCUCAUGCGACAGAAAGAAUCUUCUUUGAUGGGCAAGAUGUGCAUCAAAAAGCACCAAAAGAGAUCAAAAUCACAUGGAAUAAAUAUAAUUUGACGACAAAUUUGAAUGCGAAUGUUCGAGUUUCGCUUUGGGGAUAUCGAGAAACGACAAUUCGUCCUGAACUACUUUACAUCGAUUUGUUGGAAGAAUCUAUCAUGAAUAGCGGACAUUAUACGAUCAAUCCGGAGAAUUAUCGCUUGAAAGAGAAUCCGACGUUGUUGAAUAUCGAAUUUGGAUUUAUUCAGAUCAAUUUGACGAAUCCUGAACAAUAUUCGGGACUCAAAAUUUCACCCGUCUUAUGGUCCAAACCAAUUCCCCUCGGAUGGUAUUUCGGCCCUCAAUGGGAGCGAAAACAUGGCAAAAAUUGGCCUCGAGCUCUGUGUGACAACUGGAUUCGUGCAGAUCGUUAUUUGAAAAAUUUCGCUGCUGAACUUCCAAUUUGCCCAUGCAAACUCGAACAUGCUCUCUUCGACAAAGGACGUUUCAUGCCGGAUCCCUCAUGCGAUAUCGACUCCAAUCCGUCGUGCAUUCAUCACAAAGGCGCCAUUCAUUGCGUUCGCACGGGACAACCGAGUUACACGGGCUCCGAGCAACAAUGCUGCUACGAUCGCAACAAAUAUCUCAUGUUAUCGUACGACCAAAUGUGGGGAUCUCGCGUACGAAAAGUUCACGAUAUCGGCCAAAUGCCGUGGAAUGAAGCAGGCAAAGUCCCAACACUGUCGCAAUGGUUCCAUGACGUCAAAGCUUAUUAUUCGUGUUGCAUGUGGCAAGACGAGCAAGCAGUUGGAUGCGAAACUUUCCGUUUUGAGCGACGCCCGAGUCAAGAUUGCAUUGCGUAUCAACCGCCUGCUGUUGCCGCCGUUUUUGGAGAUCCGCAUAUCGUGACUUUUGAUAAUUUGCAAUACACGUUCAACGGAAUGGGCGAAUUUACGUUGGUUAGAGCGAAUAACGGCAAAGAACGAUUAGAUGUGCAAGCGCGCUUUGAACAAGUCCCGCGAAAUAUUUAUGGAAAUGUAAUGGCGACGAAGUUAACCUCAAUUGCGAUUCGCGGAAACACUUCAACCGUCAUCGAAGUUCGAGUUAGACCCAAAGAGGCACAAUGGCGAUACCAUUUGGAUGUUUUUGCCGAUGAAAAGAGGAUUUAUUUCGAUCGUGAGAGCUUGAGGAAGCAAUAUUUCCAUGGAGUGACGGUUUAUACGCCGCCUUAUGUGUUGAAUCAAUCGGAAAUUGUGGUUAUGUUGUCGUCAGGAGCUGGCGUGGAAAUUGUUGAGAAUUCAGGACAUAUGACGGCGAGAGUUUAUUUGCCAUGGAGCUUCAUUAACAAAACUCGAGGAUUGUUUGGAAAUUGGAGUUGGGAUGUUCAAGAUGAUCUGACGUUACCUGAUGGACAAGUUGUUGGCGUUAAUUUGAACAAUUUUGAGAGUAUUCAUCGAGAUUUUGCUAUGAAAUGGUUACUGGAGGAUCGAAAUCAAGAAUCAGUUGGUCAAGCCUUAUUUGUACGAGAAUUCGGAAAAACAUCAGCUCAUUACACAAAUAUAACAUUUUUACCGAAUUUCAUGCGAGAUCCAAGGGAAUUUUUGCCUUCGAAUCGAACGCAGGAUAUCGAAAGAGCUCAAGAAUUAUGCGGGGACAGCUAUCAAUGUCGUUUCGAUUAUGGAAUGUCUCUUGACAGGGAAAUGGCUUACUUUACGAAAAAUUAUUAUUCGUCAGCGAUGAAUAUUAAAACGUUGAAUUCAGAACGAUUGAUAUCCUGUGGAGUCCUUGAAACGCCUCGUUUUGGAAGAAAAACGAAUUUUAUGUUCACUCCAGGCACGAGAGUUUCCUUUGAGUGUAACGAAGGCUUUACUUUGACGGGAGAUAUGCGACGUGAAUGCACAGCAGAAGGCAAAUGGGAUGUUCCGAUUUAUGGUUACACGACUUGUUUACGUAACGUCUACUACACCCAACAAAACGUUUGGAAAACCAUCGGAUUCAUUUUCGCCGUCAUCUUACCAAUUCUCCUCUUCCUCACGUGCAUCGUUUACUGUUGGCGCAAGAAGCAUCUCAAAGAAGACCCUGACUGGAAAAUGCCAAUUCCCUCACGAUCUGGCUCCCGUUCAACUCUCCGCAACAUUGGAAGCGAUGCUGACGACGACACGAUCAAAAAAGUCCGUAACUACGACGGCAGCUACAAAACUCACGAACCCUUGAACAACAAACCCGUCAUCGAUUUCCCGCAGAAAAAAAUGGAUUUGGACGAAGAUGAUUUGGAUGUGACUUCGAGCGAAGGCGGCAGCGAAUACAAAGACAAAGUAGCAAAGGACUUUGAGUAUCGUCAAUCGGGCGACGAUCAAGGCAGAAUUUUGGGCAGAAGAGCUGAACGACAAAACGCAACAAUUCCCGAGGAAAAUUUCCCGCAACAACCAUCGACAUCGGGAGCGCCAUCGUCCAUGGGAUACACGCGUCAAGUGCCUUACAGCCCGGCUUACAGUCAAAAUGAUCGCGAUAGUUUCAUGACAGACCCGACAAUGUCGCCUCCCGUCAUGCGACAAGACCCAAAUCAGAUGCCGCGACAAUUCGUUUAUGGAAAUCCCGCAUCGCCGCCGCCUUUGUCGCAAACUGUGGGCCUUCCAACUGCAUCUCCGACAAAUGAUGCAGCGCGUUCAACACAAGUUUAG